CAACAUCAACAUCAACAUCAUCACGUGCCUUGCUCCUAGUAGGACAUAUAUAUACGGAGCCUGUGAGAUGAGCAUUCUACUCCAGACGUCAAUUGGCAACUUGGUGAUUGACCUGUAUACCAAGGAUUCCCCUGUGGAGUGCACGAACUUCAUCAAACUGUGCAAGUUGAAGUACUACACGUUUGCACCUUUCUAUUACGUCAAGAGGGAUCUGCUUGGGGAGUUUGGCGACCCCUUGUAUCCCCUGUCGAAGCAAGGUCGAAGCGUUUGGAGCGUUGUUGAUGCUGAUAUGCCUGCGCAGUUCAAACUGCACCGGAAUGGGAAAAGGCCAAUUCAUAAGGGUGAUGUCUCCUUCAGGGUGACGAGCCAGGUAUCCAACGAGCAGUUUGGCACGUCUAUCGUAUCGAUUACGCUUGGAGAUUUAGACCCACGCAAGGGAACACUACCGGGCGUUGUCUUUGGUAAAGUUGUUGAAGGACUGGACAUUUUGGACAAGCUGAACAAAGCCAUUGUGGAUGGUGAGUUUCGUCCACUACAGGACAUUAGAAUACACCGUACGUAUGUCCUGGAUGAUCCGUUUGAGGAUAUCAGUGGGAUGAGUGGAGAUGUGCCUCCAACUCCUGAGCCAUCAGAGGAACAGAUCUCCACCAUCAGAUUGGACGAUGUUGAGCAAGUUAAGCUUGAAGACGAGGCUCACGAAAUGACACAGGAGGAGAUCAGAGAGAGGAAGCAGCGAGAGGCACUGUCCAAGGCUCUCACGCUGGAGAUCAUUGGUGAUCUGCCGUCUGCUGAGGCCAAGCCGAUGGAGAACGUGCUCUUUGUAUGUAAACUGAACAGGCUCACGAGGGACGAGGAUUUGGAGACGAUAUUCGCAAGGUUUGGGGCCAUAACAUCGUGUGAAGUGAUCAGGGACAAGUCUACUGGGGAGUCGUUACAGUAUGCCUUUAUAGAAUACGAGGACAAGAGGAGCUGCGAAGCUGCGUACUUCAAGAUGGACGGGGCGUUGAUUGAUGAUCGAAGAAUCCAUGUUGAUUUCAGUCAGAGUGUGUCGAAAUUGGCCAGUGUAUGGCAGAAGCAGAGGGUGUUGAGACGUUAGGAGAGGUUGUAAACAGAGCUCAUUGUCGUUAUAAAAGAGGCUACAAAGAGGCUAAUUAUCACAGAAAAGCAGUCUACGAACAGCUCGUGAUCGUAGAAGAGGC
This is a messenger RNA of Williopsis jadinii, 1199 nucleotides long. Its product is annotated as PPIL4 family peptidylprolyl isomerase. Gene Ontology annotation, biological process: protein peptidyl-prolyl isomerization. Gene Ontology annotation, molecular function: RNA binding; peptidyl-prolyl cis-trans isomerase activity. The record is from RefSeq and is a predicted model, not a curated record. Lineage: Eukaryota; Fungi; Ascomycota; Saccharomycetes; Phaffomycetales; Wickerhamomycetaceae. Gene Ontology annotation, cellular component: nucleus. The transcript is spliced from 2 exons. Bases 68 to 1096 code for a protein of 342 amino acids.